AUGGAGGUAGAGUCUCCGGAGGAGCGGUCCCCAGCCCCCGGCUACAAGCGCUCUGGCCGCCGCUACAAGUGCCUGUCCUGUACCAAGACAUUUCCAAAUGCACCCCGGGCAGCACGCCAUGCUGCCACGCAUGGGCCUGCAGACUGCACUGAGGAGAUGGCUGAGGCGAAGCUGAAGCCAGAGACAGACCCCAAAGCGGAAGAUGCCAGCGGGGACAAGGUGUCAGGUGCAGCAGCCAAGCCUCGGCCCUAUGCUUGCCCGCUGUGCCCCAAGGCCUACAAAACAGCACCAGAGCUGCGCAGCCAUGGGCGCAGCCACACGGGCGAGAAGCCCUUCCCUUGCCCCGAGUGCGGCCGCCGCUUCAUGCAACCCGUGUGUCUGCGCGUGCACCUGGCCUCACACGCUGGCGAGCUGCCCUUCCGCUGCGCGCACUGCCCCAAGGCCUACGGCGCGCUCUCCAAGCUAAAGAUCCACCAGCGCGGUCACACCGGCGAGAGGCCCUACACCUGCGCCGACUGUGGCAAGAGCUUCGCCGACCCCUCGGUGUUCCGCAAGCAUCGGCGCACGCACGCAGGCUUGCGACCCUACAGCUGCGAGCGCUGUGGCAAGGCCUAUGCAGAGCUCAAGGACCUUCGCAACCAUGAACGGUCCCACACCGGCGAGCGCCCCUUCCUCUGUUCAGAGUGCGGGAAGAGCUUCUCCCGCUCUUCCUCGCUGACUUGCCACCAGCGCAUCCACGCCGCGCAGAAGCCCUACCGCUGUCCAGCCUGUGGCAAGGGCUUUACGCAGCUCAGUUCCUACCAGAGCCACGAGCGCACGCACUCGGGCGAGAAGCCCUUCUUGUGCCCGCGCUGUGGUCGCAUGUUCUCCGACCCCUCAAGCUUCCGGCGCCACCAGCGGGCACACGAGGGCGUGAAGCCCUACCGCUGCGAGAAGUGCGGCAAGGACUUUCGGCAGCCGGCCGACCUGGCCAUGCAUCGGCGGGUGCACACGGGCGACCGGCCAUUCAAGUGCCUGCAGUGUGACAAGACAUUCGUGGCGUCCUGGGACCUCAAGCGGCACGCGCUGGUGCACUCGGGCCAGCGGCCAUUCCGCUGCGAGGAGUGCGGGCGAGCCUUCGCCGAGCGAGCCAGCCUUACUAAGCACAGCCGGGUGCACUCGGGUGAGCGCCCCUUCCACUGCAAUGCCUGCGGAAAGUCCUUCGUGGUCUCAUCCAGCCUGAGGAAGCACGAACGGACCCAUCGAAGCAGCGAGGCCACAGGGGCUCCCCCGCAACAGGAGCUGGUGGUGGGGCUGGCACUGCCGGUCAACAUGGCUGGCGAGGGCUCCGCCGCCCCGGCAUCAGGGGCGGCGCUCGGAGACCCUCCAGCUGGGCUGCUGGGGCUGCCCCCGGAAUCGGGUGGUGUGAUGGCUACCCAGUGGCAAGUGGUGGGCAUGACGGUGGAGCACGUGGAGUGCCAAGAUGCAGGGGUUGGGGAGGCUCCUGGUCCCUUGGGGGCGGCAGGUGAGGUGGGGGGUGAGGAGGUGGAUGCGAAACCACCCCAGUUGGUGUGCCGGGAGUGCAAGGAGACGUUCUCCACGCUGACAUUGCUGCGACGGCAUGAGCGCUCCCACCCAGAGCUCCGGCCCUUCCCCUGCCCCCAGUGCGGCAAGAGCUUCUCAGACCGGGCUGGGCUGCGCAAGCAUAGCCGCACCCACAGCUCCGUGCGCCCCUACACCUGCCCCCACUGCCCCAAGGCCUUCUUGAGUGCCAGCGACCUGCGCAAGCACGAACGCACCCACCCUGUGCCCACUGGCGCCCCCACGCCCCUCGAGCCCCUCGUGGCUUUGCUAGGAAUGCCUGAAGAGGGACCAGCCUGA
This is a messenger RNA of Rangifer tarandus platyrhynchus (Svalbard reindeer), 1860 nucleotides long. Lineage: Eukaryota; Metazoa; Chordata; Mammalia; Artiodactyla; Cervidae. The record is from the annotation of a GenBank genome assembly.